Hippoglossus stenolepis (Pacific halibut) is the source of this 2699-nucleotide messenger RNA. RefSeq names its product cyclic nucleotide gated channel subunit alpha 1a (gene cnga1a). Gene Ontology annotation, cellular component: intracellular cyclic nucleotide activated cation channel complex; plasma membrane. Gene Ontology annotation, molecular function: protein-containing complex binding; voltage-gated potassium channel activity; intracellularly cAMP-activated cation channel activity. The coding region runs from base 343 to 2466 and encodes 707 amino acids. The transcript has 8 exons. The record is from RefSeq and is a predicted model, not a curated record. Gene Ontology annotation, biological process: potassium ion transport; monoatomic cation transmembrane transport. NCBI's taxonomy places the organism in Eukaryota, Metazoa, Chordata, Actinopteri, Pleuronectiformes, Pleuronectidae.
CCAAGUCUAAUCCACAAAUCCUUAUCAGGGUCACUGAGACUCUAUGGCACAGUUAGUCAGACUCAAUGCUUGUAGGUGUCUGGCAACAUGUUGAUGUUAUUUUAAUUAGCAUCUGAUAAUUGAUGCUAUACAUCUUCUGCUGCGGUGAGAGGCCAGUUUCCAGAUCCUAAAAGAAAACUACAGGAGGAGCAAAGAAAAAUGUGCUUUACGUCACAUUAACGAGAGGAAAAGCCCUCAUAGGUUAAACUGUGUCGAUGAUGGGUGGAUGGAUGAUGGAAGGACAAUAGACUGACUUCUGGAUGUGAGUGAAGUCUCCACCUUAUUUCCAUCAGAUCUGCUGCCAUGACCACCCCAGCAACCCAUCACCACCUCCCUGUGCCGCCUCACCCUGUGAAGCAAAUCACCUCUAACAGCAAAGAGGACGAGAUACCUGCGCUUCAACCAAACCCUCACUGUCUGCUCAAUGUGAACAACAGUAACAACAGUGAGGAAAAGAAGGAGAAUGAGGAAAAGGAUAAAGAAGAAGAAGAAGAAGAAGAGCAGGAGGAAGACAAAGAGGAGGAAAAGGAAAAGGAAAAAGAUGAAGAAAAGGAAAAAGAAGAAGAAGAAGAAAAAGAAAAGGAAAAAGAAAAAGAAGAGGAAAAAGAAAAAGAAAAAGAAAAGGAAAAGGAAAAGGAAAAGGAAAAGGACAAAGACAAGGACAAGGACAAAGACAAACCCAAAGAACUGUUUGUCAUUAAUCCUGCUGGGAAUCUCUAUUACCAUUGGCUGUUCAUCAUCACACUGCCAGUCAUGUACAACUGGACCACGAUCAUAGCCAGGGCUUGCUUUGAGGAGCUGCAGGACAACUACUUCAUUUACUGGAUUGUUUUGGACUACACCUCCGACCUGGUCUACCUGGCUGAUAUGUUCUUCAGGAUCAGAACAGGUUACCUGGAACAAGGUCUGAUGGUGAAAGAUGAGAAGCUGCUGCGGGAUCGCUACAUGAGCAGCUUCCAGUUUCGCCUCGAUGUUGUCUCCGUGCUGCCCACAGACGUCUUCUAUCUCUUCCUGGGCUUCAGCUACCCGGAGAUCCGCCUCAACAAGCUGCUGAGAAUCGGGCGCAUGUUGGAGUUCUUCACGAGGACAGAGACCAAAACCAAUUACCCCAACAUCUUCCGCAUCGGAAACUUGAUCAUGUACAUCCUCAUUAUCAUCCACUGGAACGCCUGCUUCUACUUCUCCUUCUCCAAGUCUAUUGGUUUCGGGGCCGACGACUGGGUUUACCCGGCUCUGGAUGAUCCAGAGCGGCCUGCGUUUGGACUGCCCAUGAGGAAGUAUGCGUUCUGCCUCUACUGGUCCACACUGACCCUGACCACCAUCGGAGAAAUGCCACCACCAGCUCUGGACUCAGAGUUUUUCUUCCAUGUGGCCGACUUCUUAGUUGGAGUCUUGAUUUUUGCCACAAUUGUAGGAAACAUCGCCACCAUGAUCUCCAACAUGAACGCUGCCCAAGCCCAGUUUCAGUCCCGAAUCGACAACAUCAAGCAAUAUAUGCGGGUUCGAAAAGUCAGCAAGGAGCUUGAGCUGCGAGUCAUCAAGUGGUUUGACUACCUGUGGAACAAUGGUAAGGCGCAGGAUGAAAAUGAGGUGCUGCGGUACCUUCCAGACAAACUAAAGGCUGAAAUUGCCAUCCAGGUCCACAUGGCGACCCUAAAAAAAGUUCGUAUUUUUGCCGACUGCGAGGCUGGCCUGCUGAUCGAGCUGGUGCUCAAGCUGCGGCCUCAAGUCUUCAGCCCCGGAGACUAUAUCUGCAAGAAGGGCGACAUCGGGCGCGAGAUGUAUAUCAUCAAAGACGGGAAACUGGCAGUCGUUGCAGACGAUGGCGUCACGCAGUUUGUUGUCUUGGGAAGUGGCAGCUAUUUCGGUGAGAUCAGCAUCCUCAAUAUCAAAGGCAGCAAAGCAGGGAACAGGCGGACAGCCAACAUCCGCAGCAUCGGAUACUCAGACCUCUUCUGCCUGUCCAAGGACGACCUGAUGGAGUCUCUGACCGAGUAUCCGGACGCUAAAGGCAUGCUGGAAGACAAAGGCCGGCAGAUCCUGAUGAAAGACGGUCUGAUCGAGCUGGACCCCGCUAACAUUUUGCCUGAGGUGCAAGAGCUGGAGGAGAAGGUCAACAGAUUGUAUAACACUAUGGAUUUGAUGCAGACCAAGCUGAAAAAGAUUCUGGGAAAUUACAUGAGCGCCGACAAAGCUCUGAGAUACCGCAUCACAGACCUGGAGCGCCUGACGGGAGAGGAGGUGGAGGAUGAGGAUGACGAGGAAGAGGAGGUAAGAAAAGACGAGAAGGCGGUGGAAGGGGAGACGAAGGAAGAGGAAAAAGCAGAAGAGGGGGAGAAAAAGGAAGACGAACAAAAAGGUGAAGAGGAAAAAACAGGGGAAGCUAAAGAUGAAGAUGGAAAGGGUGACGAGGCAAAAGAAGAGUGAUAAAGCGUCUACAGCAGAGAAAUAAUAACCGACAAUUCUCAAAAAAAUAUAUCAUGUAGCCUCAAAUGAUUCUUUCUUACUGAACUUGCUAUUUAAGACUGAUUAUUAAAACAAGCUCUGGAGAUGGACUGAAAUACUUGCUGGGACUUAAAGGGCUUUUCCAUUGAAUGCAUAUGUAUAUUGUGAAAUUAAAGUAUUGCCAAUGACAAUAACUGACAUUGAGUUCAAAUAAA